Adelges cooleyi (spruce gall adelgid) is the source of this 3368-nucleotide messenger RNA. RefSeq lists its product as uncharacterized. The record is from RefSeq and is a predicted model, not a curated record. Bases 1167 to 2855 code for a protein of 562 amino acids. NCBI's taxonomy places the organism in Eukaryota, Metazoa, Arthropoda, Insecta, Hemiptera, Adelgidae. The transcript has 2 exons.
AUCAAUGAGCAAAUAAAAAAAAACCAAAACGAUAACAACAGCUAGCAACGGCGGCCAACUGGAGUAGGUUAUAUAAGACGAGCGUGUGCGCCCUCACGCCAGUCGCGGCGAUUGGGUUUUCAUCACUUCAACGUCUUAACCGAGCGACCACCGACAGAAUCAUGUGCAACACUAAAAACCGACCGUCCUAAGUGCAACGACCGUUUCGAUAAUUACGAGCAAUGACAAGUGAGCGGCUCGUUCAUCACUCCGGUUAUCGUUUUCGUUGUAAGCUAACAUGGAUCCACAGUUGACCGAGCAAUUGACGCGAAGACGAUUGAUUUUGGAAAACUUGUCAGGCGUCUCGACUUUAGCGGAUAAGUCUUUCGACAGGACCGACACACAUCCGGCGUCUCCGCGGAACAUCUCUUCACAGAAAAGACUAGACGUAGUUAAGGAUGAAGAGGACUUCCUGAAGAAGAUUAAAAUAUUCGAAUCGUUCAGCACAAGCACGUGCACGGCCACUGGAACCGGUUGCACCAAUAGCACCGCGGCCAAGGGCACCGCCAACUACAACAACAACAACAACAACAGCUAUUAUACCGGCACCGGCCACAGAUCCAACUGCAUCGAAGUGUUGCAGAAGCUUAACAAGGCCAUCGAAGAGUCUUCUGCAUCGCCACCGCAGCAGCAGCAGCCGCCGUCGUCGUCGCUAUCGUUGUCCAAACAACAGACAGCCAAGCCUAACGACCAAACAGCAGCGGUCGCGUCCAGCGAAAACUAUUUUCCGGGCAACAAGCAGAACUUUCAUCGGAAAAUCAAAAAGUUCGACUUCACGAGCCGAGGCACCGGCAAAUGUAACGAGCAGCAGCAACCGGACCCGCAGACAGUCGUUGUCGACCAGCCGCCGGUAAGAAACCACUCGGGAUCGCCCAAAUACAGAAAAUCGGAUUAUAACAACUGGGAAUUGGACUCGAAGUGGACGUAUAUCGGCACCGAACACGGCGAAAUCGUUUCGCCCAAAACCCUCAAGCCGUUCGCCAGCGCCAAGAAAUCCAAGGGCUGCGGACUGGUGCACAACACCAUAAAACUGUUCUCCAGGCGCUAAAGUUCCGUUGUAAUAUUUCCAUAACGAUAUUAAAGGACUCUUUUUUUAAAACAACAACUGACACACACAGUCUUUGGCUAUGGAAAAAUGCGCCGUCGUCGAAGGAGCCGUCAGCAAUUUCGGCGAUCGUCGACGACCGGACUUGACCGGUUCGUCCUGUUCCGAGGUGAAAAAGUCCAGGCUGGCCACGCCCGAGGACUGGGAACGGUACCAGCAGCAGAUCAUCCAGUCGUGUUUCGACUGUUGGGAAGCGGACAACGAACUCGACGAACCGAACACUGACGAGCAGGCGGCUGAUGGCAAAGCGGAGAACACGGACGAUGGUGCCGAACAGGAAUGUACCGGACCAGCAAACGAGUCGCCCACGCAGAGGUUUCGCAGCGCCGAAGUCUCGUACGGUUGGGUGGACGACGAAUUCGUCAAGUCGCCGGCGGCGGGCAUGGACAAGCGUAAGAAGUUUCCCAGGAGGAAGUCCAAACGUUUUUCGUUUUACAAGUACACUAGCAGGCUGAUCCGGGAAAGACGACAGUACCCGUCGCAGCCACAGCCGUCACAGUCAUCGCCACCGCUGACCCCAUCGCAACCGGCCGACAACUACACUCAGAACGGUACGCUACAGUCGCGUUGCUCGGCUGAGGACUGGUGGCAGUGCAAAAAAUGGUUGGACACGGUGGAGAAAAUUCCAGACCCGCCGCCGCCUCCGUUAGGCCUUCGAUCCGAGUACCCGUUCGUGUGUCCGUCACCGGCGGUCACGGUGGCCGGACACGAGCGGCAGGCCAAACGCCGCGUUAGAAAGUUCAUUGACCAGAUAAAAGAUCGGUCGGACCGGUCAUCGUUUGGCGACAGGCCGAGGACGACGGCGGGCGGCUGCGGCACGUCCGACAAGCUGAAAAGGUUCUUCAAGAACGCUUUCCGCAAAAACCGCACCGACCUGGACCCGCAGCUGCUGGCCCAGUCCAUAGAGUACGCCGGCCAAGAACUGGACAAAUGGCGCACGCUGUUGCAUUGUCUGGAAGACAUCAAGCGCAGUAGAGAGAACACCAAAUCUCUGGCGGCCGCUGAAGACACGAUCAAGGACAAGUUCUCCGAGAUCAACUACACUGAGAAUCAACGGGCCCGGGACGAUGAGUCGGCGGACGACGACAAAAGCGACGGUAGCGGCGAAGCCGUCGCGGCCGGGACCACGGCACCGAAGUCUAUAACGCCCGACGAGACGCUGGACAGAGCGAACAGGCUGGACGACGCCGAGUGCUUCGCGAGACUCGAACGGGCCAACUGGUCGACGGACAACGAGCUGCAGCGUUCGGCCCGGCGCAGCCUGUCUGACACAGACUUGCCGGCGAUGGCGUUGGACUACGAGCGGGCGUUUGGCAGCAAGAUCGUUAGGAUCAGCCGAAAGACGUUGAUGCCGAACAGCGGCAACGACGGCUCGGAAUACCCGACUGACGACGCGGACGCUUAUGGCCGGUGGGGUGGCGUGGCCAGGGACCUGUGGAAAGAGCACCGCGAGUGUUUUCGUACAGCCGUGGCCAGGCUGGAAUUCGUGGGCAGCACUUUCAAGGAACAGUACAGACUGACCGGCCUGAAGACAUUGUGCAAAGUGGACGCGCUCGCCGGUUUCGGGCGGUCAGCCGAGGCAGUCGACCUGUUCGUUUCAGUACUAUCUCUAAGCAAAAACCCUGACCUUAUGGUCCGCAAAGCUGAGGCAGUGUACGAUUGGAAGUUUUUCUGUCAUCUUUGCAUGUGGCGUCACUCCUAUAAAGAUUGAUUAAGUAACUUCCAAUCCUCGACUGUUACAACCUACAAGUGUAUGUUAAAAAACUACUUGAACAGCAAAUAAUUAGUUUUCAGCUGUUACCUAACGUGGGCGCAGUCAGACAUAUUUUCUAGGUAAAUGCAUCAACUUUUCAACGUUUAUAGUUGCAUAAGAGCGAACGUGACUUUUUAAUUAUUAUUAUAAUUGUGUAUGUGUGUUUUUAUUAAUUAGAGUAGCUGUUUCCCUCUCAUAGAAUAUUAUCCAUUAUAUGUAUAUCCCUAAAAAUUAGUUAAAAUCAAAUUAAUUAAAAAUGUAAUCCCAGGGUUUAAAAUUGUAAAUUAAUUAAGUGAAUUAAAGUCUGAACUUUACAACAACGUUAAUUAUUAUAGCAUACAAUAUUAUGUAAUCGAGUUGUAAUAUUUGUUUUUCAUGUAUUGGUGAUUUAACUAACAGCCGUGAAGGUACAAUUAAACGAAUUAUCCGAGUUCUUAUCAAUUAGGUAUUGGGUACCAAUAGUGCUUAAUA